GCGCCUUACCAUAGGCGCAAACGAACUCCAUUUCUCUUUCCAACACCUUUGCGAUCAAUCAGAUCCGUCACCAGCUACGCCAUGAUACUACAGGCGAUCCGGCUCCAAUCAACAUGACGCAGGUCCCGCCGGAGACAGGCGACUCUGCCGACACCACGCCCGCUCCCACCAUCGUGACGUCUCCCAGGGCGCGGCCCAAGCGAUCCAUUGGCAGCAGCACCAUUGGCACCACAACCACCUCGACGGCGACGGCGACAGGAACGGGCACAGAUGGAGAAUCCGGCAUCUCGGUAGAGGAAGGGUUGGAGGUCGAUGGGGGCCGUGCAGAUGGGGAGGAGGAAGAAACCGAGGAUGACGAUGAGGACGAUGACGACGACGAGGACGACGAUGAGGAAGAAGAAGACGAGGAAGACGAGGAACCAAAACUCAAAUACGCCCGGCUCACUGAACACCUCGGGCCUCUGUAUCGCAAUGGCGACGCCACAAGCGCCUUCUUGACGGCUGGCGACAAGAUGAUCGUUGGAACGCAUAACGGCAACAUCCACGUCCUCCAACUGCCCGCCUUCCAGUCCCUGCGCGUCUACCAUGCCCACAGCGCCUCCGUCACCAGCCUCUCCAUCUCGCCCUACCCACCCCCUCUCCCAACCUUCGACCCAAAACCUCUCACCCGUGUCUUUUCCCAAACAAACAGCCCCCUGCGGCCUGCUAGCGCAUCCACCGAAAGCCACCACCAGACCAAUUCAGCCUCCGCCGCACGCAAACGAGACGCCCAGGCCCAUGGAGUCCCCAAUACCCCCUCCAACAACAUCCACAUCGCGACCUCCUCUAUGGAUGGUAACGUCUGCGUCCAGUCUCUGAUCGACGUCAAGGAUGUUACUCUCCGCAACUUUGCCCGACCUGUACAAGCUGUUGCUCUCUCUCCCGAUUACAAGAACGACAGGACCUAUCUGUCUGGCGGUCUGGCUGGUCAGCUCAUCCUGACCGUCGGCGCCCCACAGGGCAAGAGCACGGCCACUACGACAGGAGCCGCUGCUCAGGCGGCAGGAUGGCUCGGGAACAUGGUGGGCGCAGGGUCCGGCAAGGAUACCGUUCUACACUCGGGUGAGGGCACCAUCAACACCAUCAAGUGGUCCGGAUCCGGGAAAUAUGUCGUCUGGCUGAAUGAGCAUGGUAUCAAGAUCAUGAGGACGAAGCUCCAUCUCGAAAGCGCCGAUCAAGAAGAUGCAUGGAAACGAAUUGGUCAUAUUGAUCGCCCGCAGACAGAGGAGUGGGAUACCAUGGCCAGCGUCUGGAAAGGUCGUGCCGAGUGGAUUGACGAGCAGUCCAUCGAGCCUGAUGAGCCGGGCAAGGGUCAGAAGGAGGUGCCGGCUUCUCCUGCGGCUGCGAUCCUGAAGCAGCAACACCAGAAGACCGAGAAGAAGGUGGAGAGAUUGCUGGUGGGAUGGGGAGGCACCAUAUGGUUCAUUCACGUCCACCCUGGCGGCAUGGGCGUCGGCAAACACGCGGGAGAAAGGUCCGCUGGACGGGCAGAGAUUGUAAAGCUACUUCGCAUGGACUGCAUCAUUUCCGGCAUCUCUCUAUAUACCCAAAACUUGUUAUUAGUGCUCGCAUACUGCUUACCAGACGAAAACGAGGAUGAAGAAGAUGACAAUGUCGCUCCGAGUCAUAAACACGCCGCAUCAAUAGCAUAUGGAGCAAGCCACCCAUCCGGCGGGAUCAAGCGCAGACAAAACAACCCGCCACCAGAACUGCGCCUGAUCGAUCUCACCUCCCAAGCCGAGAUUGACAAGGACGGGUUGAGCGUCAGCCGAUUCGAACGCUUGACUGCCAGCGAUUACCACCUCGGAGUUCUGCCGGCUCGCAAUGUAGCCGCCUCUGCAGCCAGCAAAGGCACCUUGGAGACUUUGGCUGGCUUCGGUACCGACAUGCUCAACGUCGGCCUGACCGGCCUCAACGUGGCGCUGAAUCCCAAGUCUCUCUUCAGCUCAGGCGCCAGCAUCAAGAGCAGAGAGAGCGACGAGGCGCCUUCGAACUACAUGGGAGGGAUUAACUCGGCAUUGAAGGGCGGACAUCGCACAGCUAUCCAUCAAAACCUCAAUAAACCCGGCAUCAAGAUCUUCAUCCACAGCCCGUACGACUGUAUCCUGGCAACAAAGAGAGACUUGGCCGACCACCUUGGAUGGUUGCUAGAACGCCAGCAGUACAGACAAGCAUGGGAGCUGGUUGACGAGCAUCCGGAGAUUGUGUCUGCGACCGACCGGGCGUCCGAGCUGGGCGGCUCCGAAACUCCCGACCGAGCCCAAAACGAUGACUUUGACGAUGAGACCUCCUCUGUCAUCGACGGCCUGCGCAGCCACUACUCUCUUGCUGAAAAGGAAAAACGACGCAUAGGCGAACUCUGGAUCCACGAACUAGUCGAAGCCAAUGACUGGGCCCAGGCCGGCCAGAUCUGCGGCAAAGUCCUCGGCACCCCUGACCGCUGGGAGAAAUGGGUCUGGACCUUUGCCGGCGCCAAUAAGUUUGAUGACAUUGUCAACUACAUCCCCACCGAGCGAACACGACCGCCCAUCCCCGGAACCAUCUACGAAGUCGUGCUGGGCCAUUACCUCCAGGUCAGCAAGCCCCGGUUCAGAGAGCUGCUGGAACGAUGGUCGUCGGAUUUGUUUGACGUUGCCACCAUAACCACGGCUCUGGAGAACCAGCUCAAGUACCGUGAUGUCCGAGAGGACAGCGUCGAGGAUGGCGAGGUAGGAAGAGAUUGGCGCAUCGUCAUGGAGAGUCUGGCCAAGUUACACGAGGCUAGCGGGCGGACCAAGGAGGCGCUCCGAUGUUACAUCAGGUUACAGGAUGCGGACUCGGCGAUGCGACUGAUUAAAGAUGCGCAUCUGGCCGAGGCGGUGGCGGACGAUAUUCCCAGCUUCAUCGGCCUUCGCGUGCCGCAGGACAAGCUCCUCAAGAUGUCCAAGGAAGAUCUUGAGCAGGCUACUAGUGAGGCCAUCUCGCUGUUGGUCGACGAGGCGCAGCAUGGCUUGGUGAAGCCGGACCUUGUGGUGUCGCAGUUACAGGAGAAGGACUUGAAGCUCUACACAUUCUUCUACUUGCGAGGUCUCUGGCGUGGUGAAGGCAUCCACGAACACACGCACGAGUCUCUAGCCCGUCUGGUCCUCGACAGCCGCACCAUGGUAGACCAAUUUGCUGAUCUGGCUGUCCACCUCUUUGCCAUUUACGACCAGCCACUGCUCAACCAGUUCUUGAGGACAUCGACAGCAUAUGCCUUUGAGAAGGCCGCCCAAGAAUGCGAAAGCCGCAACUACAUCCCCGAGCUCGUCUACCUCUACUCCAAGACCGGCCAGGUGAAACGAGCGCUCUAUCUCAUCAUCGAGCGCCUCGGCGACGUCUCCCGUGCUAUUGCCUUUGCCAAGGAACAAGACGACCCCGAUCUCUGGGAAGAUCUGCUCGAGUACUCCAUGGACAAACCCAAGUUCAUUCGUGCCCUGCUUGAGGAAGUCGGGACGGCUAUCAACCCCAUCACACUUGUGAGGAGAAUACCUGAGGGGCUACAGAUCCCUGGCUUGAGAGAAGGUAUAAGGCAUAUCAUGAAGGAGCAUGAGAUCCAAUACUCUAUCUCGGAAGGCGUCAGCCGCGUGUUGAGAAGCGAAGUUGCAGCGGCUAUGAACACACUGCGAAACGGCCAGCGCAAGGGCGUCAAAUUCCAAGUUGGCGUCAGGGAAGGAGGCGAACACGUGGACGUCCAGCCUACGGAUAUCCCGACGCAACCCUUGACCGAAAAACCUUCCUCCUCCGGCCUCGCCUCCCCAGCCGCUCCAUCGCAGCAGCCACCACCAACCCCGUCAACACCAACCCACCGCCGCCCCAAAUCUGCUGCGAAGAAGUACCAAGCCGGCCACUGCGCCCAAUGCCUCUCCCCCUUUACCACGUACGAAACAGACACGCUGGUUGGCUUCGCUUGCGGACACGUGUUCCACUUGCCGCAUUUACUGGAAGCGUUGAAUCCGGGGAAGACGGUCGAUGCCGAUGUGUUGCUGGGAGGUAUGGGAGCAGAGGAAAGGAGCGCUCAUUUGGUUGGGGCGAAGGUGACGCAUGCGAGAUUGUUGAGGGAUCGGAUCGUUGGCGGUUGUGUUGUUUGCAAGGCUGCUAAGGAGGAGGAAGGGGAGGGAAGGUAAGGUACCCGUACAAGAGCACCCGGGAAAGAAAGGGACGGGGGACAAGAUUUUGCAGUGUGUAUUCAAUGUUAUGAGCGAUGAUUGCCUUUUGAGAGAAGGUUUUGGUUAAAGGAUGAGUAUCGGGCCGAUGUUGGAGCUUCGUGGGAGAAUGGAUGAGAGGAAACGAGACCGGUAUACUUUGUACGCAUAGACGGCUAAAUAUGCGCGCGGACUGGGACGUAUGUUAUGAUUAUGAAUAUAGAUAUGUUGAUGACUUGAUAGGAGCUAGCAAGCUUGUACUCUACG
Messenger RNA from Neurospora tetrasperma FGSC 2508, 4469 nucleotides. RefSeq lists its product as uncharacterized. Lineage: Eukaryota; Fungi; Ascomycota; Sordariomycetes; Sordariales; Sordariaceae. Gene Ontology annotation, cellular component: late endosome; HOPS complex. Bases 114 to 4184 code for a protein of 1356 amino acids. Gene Ontology annotation, biological process: endosomal vesicle fusion; vesicle-mediated transport; macroautophagy. Gene Ontology annotation, molecular function: protein binding. The record is from RefSeq and is a predicted model, not a curated record. The transcript has 4 exons.